Xyrauchen texanus (razorback sucker) is the source of this 1213-nucleotide messenger RNA. Its product is annotated as mitochondrial glutamate carrier 1-like. The annotation marks the transcript as partial. Gene Ontology annotation, biological process: L-glutamate transmembrane transport; aspartate transmembrane transport; malate-aspartate shuttle. The record is from RefSeq and is a predicted model, not a curated record. Gene Ontology annotation, molecular function: L-glutamate transmembrane transporter activity; L-aspartate transmembrane transporter activity. NCBI's taxonomy places the organism in Eukaryota, Metazoa, Chordata, Actinopteri, Cypriniformes, Catostomidae. The transcript is spliced from 9 exons.
AAAACUACACCCUGUACGUGGAAAGACAGGAGUGUGGUCAUUGCAUGGGCAUCAACACCACCAUGUGUAGUGGAACAUGCUUCACACAGCCUUCCUGCCAAGCUCAUCAAUGGUGGAGUUGCUGGAUUAAUUGGUGUUACCUGUGUGUUCCCCAUAGAUCUAGCCAAGACAAGGCUCCAGAACCAAAGAGGCAACCAACAGGUCUACAAAAACAUGAUGGAUUGUCUAAUAAAGACUGUUCGUUCUGAGGGCUACUUUGGGAUGUACAGAGGUGCAGCAGUCAACCUGACACUGGUAACCCCUGAGAAGGCCAUCAAACUGGCUGCCAACGAUCUCUUCCGUCAGCGGCUCAGAAGAGGAGAGCUCAAGCUGAGCAUGUUUCAGGAGAUGCUGGCUGGCUGCGGGGCAGGGAUGUGUCAGGUUAUAAUAACAACCCCUAUGGAAAUGCUCAAGAUCCAGCUUCAGGAUGCUGGUAGACUUGUGGCCCAGCAGAGGCAGCUAACCAUGCUCCAUACUAUGAAACUUGAAGGGGCCAGUCCCGUCCUGAACUACUCGUGCACUGUAGGUCCUGCGUCUUCAAUAAGAAAAGUGUCAGCCAUUCAGAUUGCCCAGGAACAACUUCGCAGAAAGGGCAUCCAAGGAUUGUACAAAGGACUAGGAGCAACUCUCAUGAGGGACAUCCCAUUCUCUGUGGUUUACUUUCCUCUCUUUGCCCACCUCAACCAACUGGGCAAGUCAUCUGAGGAUGAGAAUGCGCCAUUUUAUUGGUCCUUUAUUUCAGGCUGUGCAGCUGGAUGUACAGCAGCUGUGGUAGUCAGCCCUUGCGAUGUGGUGAAGACCAGGUUGCAGUUACUCAAUAAAAGUGCAAACGAAGACACCUACAAUGGUGUGACAGACUGCAUCAGAAAGAUCAUACGGAAAGAAGGGCCGACUGCUUUCUUGAAGGGUGCCAGCUGCAGAGCGCUGGUCAUUGCUCCGCUUUUUGGAAUUGCUCAAGUGGUUUACUUUAUUGGUGUUGGAGAGUUCCUCUUGGGACAGACCCCAUUCAACCUUUACUCUGUCUAAUCAUCUUCACAGUAUAAAACCACCUGAAUUAAAUUUAAAAGACCAAGGCAGCUAUAAUGAGACUACAUUUCUGAAAACAAGUGUUUUUUUUUUUAAAAAGAAGACUGUGAUUAUCUUUGAGUUUAAGUGUUAACACUUUACAAUAAGG